Paramecium primaurelia is the source of this 5328-nucleotide messenger RNA. The record is from the annotation of a GenBank genome assembly. Lineage: Eukaryota; Ciliophora; Oligohymenophorea; Peniculida; Parameciidae.
AUGUCAUCUAUAACAAUUCCAAUGAUAACAUAAGCUCAUCGUCUUUAAAAGGACAGUACCUUAAAUUUUAAGACAAAGUUGUAGAGAUCCCUUAGAUUAUCUGAGAAAUAUCAUUGCAAUAUUCAUUUGAAGAGAGAAGAUUAAUAACAAAUCAGAGUAUUUAAGAUGAGAGGUGCAUUCAAUUCUUUUAUGAGUUUAAGUCAAGAACAGAAAACAAAAGGCUUAGUUACAGUAAGUGAUGGUAAUUUUGCAGAGGCAUUUGCUUUCUUUUGCAAUCAUUUCAAAAUUAAAGGUACAUCAAUUAUAUUAAAAGGUAGGAACUGUUUUUUUGCCAGAAGUAUGUUUUCAAUGGAAAAUAGAAAUAAUUUAGAAGUAUGGGAAGGAUUAUGUUGAAAUAAGAAGUGUUGGAGAAUCAUUUGAUGAAGCUGAAGCUGCAGCUUAAGAAUAUAUAAAAUAGUAUGAUAAAAUAAUGAUACAUCCAUGUGAUAAUGUUAAAGCAAUCAUAGGAAAUGCAACAAUUGUAUUAUAUAAUUAAUUAUUUUAAAGGGCAUAGAAAUAAUAGAAGAUUUUCCAGGAGAGGUUGAUUAUGUUUUUGUACCAGUUGGAGCAGGAGCAUUGGCAGCUGGAAUAGCAACUUACUUUAAAGCACUGUCUCCAAAUACAAAAAUAAUUGGUGUUUAACCUGAUGGAGCAGCAUCUAUGAAAGCAUCUUUUGAUGCUAAUAAAAUUGUGACAAUAGAUAGUAUGUCUAGAUUUUGUGAUGGAUCUGCUGUAAAAACAGUUCCUAAAAUAACAUUUGAUAUUUGUUAACAUAAUUUAGAUGGUUUAGCAGUAGUACCUGAAGGAAAAGUAAGUUCAACCAUUCUUGAAUUAUAUAAUUAAGGAAUAGCAGUAGAACCAGCAGGAGUAAUAUUAUUAUAAAUAACUUUUAGGCAUUAGCAGUGUCUGUUUUAGAUUAAUAUGCAUCAGAAAUAAAAGAUAAAAAUGUUGUCUGUUUAAUAUCAGGAGGAACAGUGGAUCUUUCAAGAUUUGAUGAAUUUAAAGAGCAUUCUUAAUUAUUUGAAGGAUUGAAAUACUUCUUUUUGAUUUAAAUUCCAUUCAGACCUGGUAUUCUUAAGAGCUUUGUUAGUUUGUAAUUAUAAAUAACUAAUAUUAGAUGUUUAGGACCAGAUGAUGAAAUUAGUCAUAUUCAAUUUUAGAAAAAAGCUAAUAGAGAAAGGGGACCAUGUUUGGUAGCAAUAGAAGUAGCUAAAAAGGAGAAUAUAAAAAAGGUUAUGGAGAACAUGACUAAAAUGCAUUUAUAAUAUGAAGUUGUAAAUGAUUCAAAAGAGUUGUUUGAUUUAUUGGUUUGAUAAAUUAUAAUAUUAACGUAUAUAAAAUAUGUCUGUUAUAUUCGAUUAGUUGGAUGUAUGCUUAUUAAUAAAUACUUUAGAAUAUCUAAUCACUUAGAUUUAGAUUUACUUAAGCAAUCAAGUUAGGAGUCUCUCUAUAUUACAUUGAAAAUUGUACAUUAAAAAGACUUGUAGUUACUGAUAAUUAAAUUGCAUCAUAUAAUGACUCUGAGGUUAUAAAUGUUUUAUAAAACGUAUCACAGAUAUGUUCUGAUAGUAAAACUUUGUUUUGUUUACAAAGUAUAAAAUAAUCUUAAUUUUUAAGGUAAUGGUGAUCUAUAUUAAAUUGACUAACAACCAAAAUUAUUAGUCUCUGGAAAGAACUACAUGAGCAUUACACCAACAACUGCUAUUGAUCAUUCUGGUAGAGGAUUCUUUUGGAAAAAUAAUAAACCUAUCUAUUCUCAUUGUAAACAUAUAAGUACAUAUCAGGACAAAAUGACAUUGAUUACAAGUAUAAUUUUAAUUGAUUAAUUAAGUUGGUGGAAAGAUUUUUAAUAUUGAGAAUGGUACUCAAAUUCCAAUUUAAUAAUUAAAUGGUUUAGGAGUUAAUGGAUAUUUUAAGAAAUCAUUAUUAUUUUAAUUUGGUGGUAUUGCUAUUACAGAAAAUGGUGAUGUUUAUUGUUAUAAUACUAAAAUGAUUAAACUAAAAACUACAAAUCUUGAGGAUAUUUAAGCAAGCAAUAGAUUUAUUUUUGGAAUUUAAGGAAAAUAUAUUUUGUAAUGGAAUUUAGAAGAUUUUCAAAAUCAUUAAUUUUUUGUUAAUUAGACUUUAUUUAAAAAAAUGAAUUAUGGUCAUGAAAUAUAAAUUAAUUGUAAAAAGAAAGAAUUUUAAGAGGUUAAAUUUAUAUUUUCAGAUUAAUUCUCUUAAUUUUGUUGUGCAUCUAUUCAAUCAAUAUCUAAGUCAAAUUAGAAUGAAUAAUCUAUAUCUGUAAUAGAAAGGACUUUUUGUAGAAGUACUGUUUAAAACUUAAAAUAAUAAUUAUUUGAUUAAUGGGAUCCACCUUCUAAAAAGAAAGCUUAAGAAGUCAGAUAAAGCAAAUAUCUUAGAGGAGAAAGAACAGAAAGAUCAGAAACAAGUAAUAGAUAAACAGAUAGAAUUGAUAGAAAAGAUGAUGUUUCUACAUUAUCAUAAGAAUAAAGAUAGAGAUAAUAAAAUAAUAAUAUUCUUGAUGCUUUAUUUGAUAAAACUAAUAAAUAGGAUAAUAUAGUUUAAUAAUAAGUAGAAAAACAAAAAGAAAUAUAAAUUAAUCCAAAUUUCAAUUUCAAAAAUAGUUUAUAAAAAAAAUCUGAAAUCUUUGCACCUCUAGAAAUUUCAAAAUUAAAUUUAAAUGAUAAAACAUAACAAGGAGAUACUUAAACAAUUAACAAUUAAACUAAUUAACAAAAUUAACCAUAAUAAUUGUAAAUAUCAUAAUAACAAUAAUAAAAGUCCGAACCAUAAUUAGUUUAAUAAUAAUAAUAAUAAUAAAUAGAUAUAUAAGAAAAUAAGAAAAAUAUUAAGACUGAAUAAUAAUAAAAAUUAUUAAAUGAAUAGAAAAUAGAAUAAUUAGAAUAAAAAUAAAAAUUAGAGUAAGAAUAACAAUAAAUCUAUUAAUAAAAAAUGAAACAAGAAUAGCAAUACAAAUAGGAAUAAUAAUUGAAAUAAUAAUAAAAAUUAGAAUAAUAAUAAAAACUAGAGUAAUAAUAAUUAGAAUAAUAAUAAUAAAAAUUAGAAUAAUAAUAAUAAUAAUAAUAAAAAUUAGAAUAAUAAUAAAGACUGGAAUAAUAAUAAAGACUAGAAUAACAAUAAAAAUUAGAAUAACAAUAAAAAUUAGAAUAACAAUAAAGACUAGAAUAAUAAUAAAAAUUAGAAUAAUAAUAAAAAUUAGAAAAAUAAUAAAAAGCUGAGGAAUAAUAAAAAUUAAAAUAAUAGUAAUAAUUAAAUUCUAUUAAUAUGCCAAAAUAAUGUUCAGAGGAAAUAAAAUAACCUUCAAAAUUAUUAGAAUAAUAUAAAAAAUAAUUUGAUUAAAUCUUGAAAUCAAGUUAUGAAUAAAUCAUAGAUUAAUCUACUGAGCAUUCAAAAGAAACAGAAGAUCUUUCAACCAUCAAACAUAUUAAUCAAGAAAAUAUUUAUUUCUAAUAAAAUACUAUAAGUCAAAAAUUAUAAUCAAUUAGAGAAAUUUAUGAUCAACCAAAAUUUAAAACAUAAAAUAACAGCUUGUAUACAUUAGAUGAGGAAAAUUCAAUUGAAUAAAGUAUGUGUUAAGAGGAAGAUGAUAAAGGGAGAUUUUAAUUGAAAAGAUAAGCAUUUUUAAUUUAAGAUAUCUUUAAUAAUAAGGUUGAUACUUAAUUAGGAUAAAAUAAAUAAGAAUCUUUAAAACAAUAAUUUUUAUCCAAAGAAUUUUAAUCCCCUACAUUAUCUUAAGAUAAUUCAAUAUAAUUCACAUAAAUUUCUGUAGCAGAAUUACAAUUACCUCCUAUUUAAUCUUCAUUAAAUACUUUCUUUAGUAAAUUGUAAUUAAAACCAGAAAAAUCCAUAGAUUAAGUUCUCAAAUCAUAAACAUAAAAAGAAUAGAUAUCUGAAGAUAUUCCAUAAUUGAAUUCAACUGAAUAAACAUCUCAAAUGGAGAUUAAAUAAACAAAAAUAAUAAAGUCAUUCUUAAAGCCAGAAUAAUAUUAAAAAUAAAAGAAUGCUGUAGAAAUAAUGGAUUAAUAAUCAGCUAUUGAUUAUUAAAAUAACAGUGACUUUAUUGAUUAAUAAUAAGAUAGUUUUAUGUAGAUUUUACAAACAGAAAAAAAAUAAUAAGAAAACAAUAAAAUUUAACAUAUUUUAUCAAUUUUUGAUUAAAUUCAAAUAUAACCAAAAAGAAAAAGUCCUCCUAAAAUGAAUUUAUUCAAAAAACAAGACUAAGAAAAUAAAAUAAAAAAAAUUGAUAUAAUAUCUGAUUCAGAUGGAUAAUUAGAUGAGAAUUUAACUGAAAUAAAAAAUAUACUUAAAGAGAAAAAUGAUCAAAUAAUAGAAAAAAAAUAAUCACCUAAAAAAACUAAUACAAAAUUGCAUAAAACUUUAGUUACAUUUUCUGAAGAUAUUUCAUAAGUAGAGGUAGAAGAUAGAGUUAUGCAAAUUGUUAAAGUAGACUAAAAUUUAUAAACUAUAUAUCCUAAGCAUUCUCCUAUAAAAUCUAAAUCUCCAUUAAAAGAUAAUAAUAUUUCAUCUAGCAAAAAUCAUUCACUCUAAUUAAGUGAAUAGAAAAUAUUGACUAAGAUUAGUUUAAAUGCAGAUGUCAAAUAACCUAAUUUUGACACUAAAAUUUCAUCUAUUCAACCUGAAAAAAAAUAAACAUCAUUACAUGUAAGAGUUCAAACCUUAAAUUGUAAUGCUAUUAGACCAGAAAAAAUAUUUACUCCAUUAAGAAGCAGGAGAAAUAGUACUGCAAGAGGUUCAAGUGUUGAAACUACUAGAUUUAAAUAAUUGUAGAUUGAAACUUAAAUAGUUGUUCCUGAUGAAUAGAAUUAAACUCCUUAAAUAAAUAAUUUUGAAGCAUUGGAUUUAAGUAAUGCCAUGUAUCAUAUUAAUCAAACAUUAAUUGAGGACUCUGCUAAGCAUACACCAGUUGCUUAAGUUCAUAAUGUUCUUAAUAUAAAUUAGUAAUCCAAUUAAAAAAUUCUUAAGGAACCUCAAUUAAUUAGAGUUUCUUCAACCUCUUAAAUACCACCUUCUCUAAGAACUAAUAGUGUAGGACCAAUUAAUAAAAAAACAGAAGUAUCUCCUAUGAAGGUUUAAAAAUAAGUAAAAAAUGUCUCAUCUUCUAAGAGUGUAAAUGAUGAAACUAUCAAAUUAAAAUAACGAUAAUAAGAUAUCAUUUUAAGGAAAUUAUUCUUUAGAUUAGAUAUCCAUGUUAAACUUAUGAAAUUGGAAUUUAUGUUUAAUCUGAAGCAGAAAACUAGAAAAUGA